AUGAAAGUAUUUCAAAAACCAAAACAUAAAAAACCUGCUAUUUGAAGCAAAGUCAAUAGUUCCGACACAAAUCAAGAUUUUGGGAAGAGACACUCUUUACAUUAUUGAAGAGAGUGAAAAGGGAACUGAUUUGCUUGUUUAUGACACUGAAAAUGACAAAAAAGAAGCAAAAAGUUUGAAAACUUCAAUACAUUUAAAUAA
Messenger RNA from Blepharisma stoltei, 201 nucleotides. The record is from the annotation of a GenBank genome assembly. NCBI's taxonomy places the organism in Eukaryota, Ciliophora, Heterotrichea, Heterotrichida, Blepharismidae.